Molecule: messenger RNA, 1525 nt
Organism: Alosa alosa (allis shad)
Lineage: Eukaryota; Metazoa; Chordata; Actinopteri; Clupeiformes; Clupeidae
Gene: ch25hl1.2
Product: cholesterol 25-hydroxylase like 1, tandem duplicate 2
Exons: 2
Coding region: 134-952 (272 amino acids)
Biological process (GO): sterol biosynthetic process; cholesterol metabolic process
Molecular function (GO): iron ion binding; steroid hydroxylase activity; C-4 methylsterol oxidase activity
Source: RefSeq, a predicted model, not a curated record
CAGCCAUGUUAAUGACAUCUACCUACUGGAAUUUGACGGCAAAAUUGGCCAGAAGCUAGUGCAUCUUCAAGAUCGCAGAUCGAGGUGAGGAAAGGAAAAUAAAUAGAAAGGCAAACUACGCUAAUCUGCAAAAAUGAACUUUAGCCAUCUUUGCGAACUCUUAUGGACAGUCUAUGACGAACAGGACUCCAUUCUCCAGCCCAUGUGGGACCACCUGCGGCUGUAUCACUCUGACACCAUUAGGUCCCCACUCUUCCCAGUGGUGCUGACUGUGUCAUCAUACUUCAUCAUCUGCCUCCCUUACCUGGUCUGUGAUAUAAUGGGUGACAGGUGGCCGGCAGUCCAGCGUUUCAAGAUCCAGCCAAGUAAGAAGCCAACACCUGCUAUGCUGGUCCACUGUGCAGGAGUCACCCUACGCAAUCACCUGGUCCUGGUCUUCCCAGCAGCUGUGGCUCAGUGGGCAUGGCGACCACCGGUUCCUUUACCUGACCGGGCCCCCACCCUGCUGGAGCUUGCCGGUGGGGUGGCUGGAAAUCUUCUACUCUUUGACUUGCAGUAUUUUAUUUGGCAUUUCUUGCACCACAAGAUCCGCUGGCUGUAUGUCACCUUCCAUGCCAUCCACCAUAACUACAUGGCCCCCUUUGCCUUGGCCACCCAGUGCCUGGGAGGUUGGGAGCUAGUCACUGUAGGCUUCUGGACUACCCUGAAUCCGGUGCUGUUGAGAUGUCACCUGCUCACAACUUGGGUAUUUAUGGUAGUUCAUGUGUAUGUUUCAGUAGAGGAUCAUUGUGGCUAUGACUUUCCCUGGUCUACAUCGCGUCUUAUGCCAUUUGGUUUCUACGGUGGACCAAGCCAGCAUGAUGUGCAUCAUCAGAAGCCCAACACCAACUUUGCACCCCACUUCAGCCACUGGGAUAAAUUAUUUGGUACUCAUGCUGACCUAGCUUUUUGAAAUUUUGCUAAAAUGCUGCAUAUCUAUAAAUAGUUGUUUAAAUUCAAAAGGUAGUAAAACUAUCAUUUUGCAUGUGUUUAGUUUGUAUCAUAAAUGAAAUUCUGUUAUAGCUAUCUGCAAAUUAAUUUGUCUGAGAAGUAUGCUUUUGUAGCAGUCCUGAUGAAUUUGCAAUCAUAAAUACAGUGUUCAGUUAUGUCUUAUAUUAUGGCAAUUACCUUAAGAGCUCAGUACGGUGAGUUGAUUGGAUUCUGUUGCAUGCAUCUUCUGCUGUGGCUUCCAUAAAUGACCAUUGCCAUUUUGAGCACACUAGAUUAAAGAUGGAUAGAGUAUACUGUACUGUACUACACUUUUAUUAUUAGCAUGCCAUGAUUAUAUAACCAAGUCAUUUGUGUCAGCAUUUUAUGACUUAACUGUAAAAUAGGCUACAGUUAAAAAGAUGUUUUUUUUUUCAAAAAGGUUUACUGGCCACUAGAUGUCAGUAUCGACUAACACCGCAAUUAAAUGUGUGCAGCUAUCAUCAGAUUUGCCUGUGUAAUUCUCUGUACUACCUAUUAAAAUGUUUGUAUUACAAUA